GGCUUCGUUUAUGCCUCCGUCUUCAGAAUCUCCAUCUCCAUCAAUGAUGAAUGAUUAUCAUGCUGUGUCGCCAACAGUACUUCCACACGUGUGUUCUCUGUGUAAAAUAGAAUGUUCAAGUAUGAUGGGCUGGAAUCUGCACGUGGGCAGUAUUCACACUUCAAGAAAUGUGAUGAGCUACGCCAACGGUAUCCUGACUGGAAUCCAGAAGAAUUUUCUUUGUUACAGAGACAUGAAGGCGACAAGAAGGAAAAACAUAUUCCAAUGCCAUGCUCUACCAGUUCUAACCCAAACACUUCACAGCACUCAAUUCCUGGCCAUGCCUCAAGUCAGACUCGGUCACGAUCUAGGAGCCCUGGACCCCACAGCAGAAAACGGUCACGAUCUAGGAGCCCUGGGCCCCACAGCAGAAAACGGUCACGAUCUAGGAGCCCUGGGCCCCACAGCAGAAAACGGUCACGAUCUAGGAGCCCUGGGCCCCACAGCAGAAAACGGUCACGAUCUAGGAGCCCUGGGCCCCACAGCAGAAAACGGUCACGAUCUAGGAGCCACAGACAUAGGUCCAGGUCUUCAGAGCGACGAAGCUCCCCCAGCUCAAGUUCUCAAACCUCGGCUAGCCAGAAAAGAGAACUGAGAAAAUCAACUAGAUCUCCAGCAUCGUCUGCAGAAGCAGGAAGCUCCAGGAAACCUCCAGCCAAAUCUGAUGCGGCAGAACAACCACCCAAGAAGUCGGAGCAUCCACUGCAGACAAAUCCUGGCCACCAGGAGCCGCCCAAGAAGGAGGUCGCAAUGCGGGAACAAGGAGACCAGCAACUUCCAUCCAAAUCUGAUGUGGCAAAACAACCACCCAACAAGUCUGACCAGCCACUACUGACAAAUCCCGGCCAUCAGGAGCUGCCCAAGAAGGAGGCAGCAACGCAGGAACAAGCAGACCGGCAACCUCCAGCCAAAUCUGAUGUGGCAGAACAACCACCCAAGAAGUCGGAGCAUCCACUGCAGACAAAUCUCGACCAUCAGGAGCUGCCCAAGAUGGAGGCAGCAACACAGGGACAAGGAGACCGCCAACGUGAAGAUCAUAUGCGCUUUUCAUUGACACCAUUUGUAGAACAAAGUGUCAUGCAGGCCCUGUCGCUGCUGCAGCCUGGAGGCACAGUGGGUGCUGGACUCACCCAAGGAACAAGCUUGCCCCCACUUCCUGCUUUGCAGAUCGAGGCAGCAUCCCUAUCCCUUGUCUCCAUGAUGCAGCUUGUUGCAACACAGGUAUUGCAAGCUGCCUUAAGUGUGCAGGAAAGCCCAAGUGUGGCUGGCCCAAGCCCCCAGUUAAGUAUUCCUGCAGGAAGCGAAGAAAAGAAGCAGGAGAGCAGUCAGGAAGUGGUGCCAGGAGUCGUUCCUCCUUGCUCAGGUUACCCCGUGAUUAACAUAUGGAUCGUGGGACACUAUAUCACCCACUGGGCCUUUGUGCGUGCCACCAGUACCUGCUUGGGUAGCUGCCUGGGGCUUCCUGAAAGUUUCAGUGUUUCCUGGGUCACAAAGUGUGACAUGAAAUGGGAGGAGUUUAUGCCAAUCGUGAUGGCCAGAGCUGCCUUUCAUGGCCCCCCCAAAGCUCUGAUUGUUCAACUUGGAGACAACGACCUGGGUCUAAGGAGCGGCAAGGACCUAGCCGUAAGCAUGAUUAAGGACUUUGAUAAGCUGGCUGCUUUGUUCCCAGGCCUGACCUUAAUCUGGUCUGAAAUGCUGGUGAGGCGGCAUUGGCAAGAUUUCCCCAGCCCGCGGGGAAUCAACAAGACCAGGAAGACUAUUAAUCGUAGGGUGGCAGAGAAGGUGCAGCUCUUGAAUGGACAGGUGAUACGACACCCCAACAUUACUUACAGGCAGGAGGACUUGUUUCAUAAUGACGGCGUUCACCUUUCCGAUUUGGGAAGUGAUGUUUGGCUGGCUGAUCUCGUCAAGGGCAUUAAGGAUUGGCUGCAGGUGUGAGGGUGUUGGCAGCGAUCCUUUGGGGCUUGAGUGGCGGUUAGGCAUUGGGUAAGUCUUGUUUAUGGGAGGGGAGAUUGUAGCCUCCACCUGCCCCUCCUCGUUAAGGGUAUCCUGUUAAAGGGAUCUGGGUGUGUGGUGCCUGUCCAAAGCCUGGGCGUGGGCUAGGGCCAUGCCACAACCCCUUCAGGGACCCUGGGGGUGCCACGAUUUGAUGUAUAUCAUAGGGCUCCCUCUACCGGUGGUUUAUUCUUAGGAGGGUCCCUGCAGAUGGGCAGGAGUCAUGAUAUAGUCUUCUUUCACCCAAUGCCUAAGACAAACCGCUCACGUGUGUAACCAAUAAAGUUGUGGCCCAUUUUAUCCCAUUGACCUAAA
Molecule: messenger RNA, 2349 nt
Organism: Podarcis muralis (Common wall lizard)
Lineage: Eukaryota; Metazoa; Chordata; Lepidosauria; Squamata; Lacertidae
Source: RefSeq, a predicted model, not a curated record